Molecule: messenger RNA, 1193 nt
Organism: Sorghum bicolor (sorghum)
Lineage: Eukaryota; Viridiplantae; Streptophyta; Magnoliopsida; Poales; Poaceae
Product: auxin-responsive protein SAUR32
Exons: 1
Coding region: 411-821 (136 amino acids)
Biological process (GO): response to auxin
Source: RefSeq, a predicted model, not a curated record
GCCUCCCAACCUCCCCCUCGCUCCGUCGCUCGGCAACGCAGCUAACCUCUCCUCGCAUCGCAAACAGAUCGACUCCACAAAGCCAGGCAGGGGCAGACCCGACCCCGGGUCACCCGAAUCGCCGCCGCCGCCGUCGUCGUCGUUGAGAAGAGACUUGCAAAGUGGAGGAGUAGGCCAUGUCCAACGUGCCCACCUCCCUCCGCGACUCCUCCCUCACCGUCUUCCGCCUCGCCAUCUCCAGCUCCGACCCCUGGCCCUUCUCUUCCUGCCUCUAACCACCACCAGCCCCCCUCGGCCGGCCAGCUUCAGCUCCCAGCCUCCCACUCCACCCAAAGUUUCUUCGUUCUAAUCCUCCUUCCUGAUCAAGCAACCAGGCAAGCAAGCUAAGGAACGCCGAGCGAUCGACCAUCAUGCCCGGCAAGCACCACCAGCAGAUGGCGGCAGCGGCGGCGGGGGCGGUGGCGCCCAAGGGGUGCGUGACGGUGCGCGUGGGGCUGGAGGGGGAGGAGCAGCGCCGGUUCGCGGUGCCGCUGGGCCACCUCAAGCACCCGCUCUUCGGCGCGCUGCUGGAGGAGGCCGAGCGCGAGUACGGCUUCCGCCACCAGGGCGCCAUCGCCAUCCCCUGCCGCGUCGACCGCUUCGUCCACGUCGAGCGCCUCAUCGGCCAGGACCUCCACGGCACCUCCCCCUGCGCCCACCACCUCGUCGACCUCGACGGCGGCGCCCUGGCGGCAACAGCCGGCGCCGGCGCCGCGCACCACCACCAUCACCACCACGUCCACCUGCACCUCCCGCGCUUCGUCGGCUGCUUCCGCGCCUGACGACGACGGGCCCGGCCGUCGAGGUGGUUGAUUAGCUUUUAAUUUGGUUUGCUCAUCCUCCCUCCCUCCCUCCCUCUCUCGCGUUGUUUUGCUUUGUGAGGGUUCUCAUCGAUAGUAGAACACGAUUGGUUUGAAGCUUUGUGGCGAGAGACAUGGAUGCAUGGAUGGGAGGACGCGCGAUGCAUCUAGCUAGCUAGUUGUUGACGAUGAUGACGAAAAAUUUGUGAUGAUGGUCGAUCUCAAGUGUAAAGAUCUAUAGAGAGGAUGAUGUUCAUCUUUAGCUUUAGCUUUUCUUUUUCCUUUGCUUAUACGUCAAUAUAUACUUUGCUAAUACAACUAUAUAUAUACUCUGCGAAAGUACUAUUGUAGUUC